CGCUUUAUAAACAUGUUUAAUUAUGGCGUCACUUCCGUUGCGUUGCUGCUGACAACGUAUUGUCCUGCCUCAUUUUGAGUUUACACUCAAAGCUGUGAAGACGUUUUUAGACGAGUGAUUCAAAAUGUUGUCGAACUACAAUAUAAUCAAAGGUAAAAUGGAGGCCAUGACACGAAAUGUCCGGCUGUACCAUUUAUCUAGUGAACAUCUUCAUUAAGGAAGGAUUGAGACUGACUUGCAAUGAAGAGGACUUCAAGCAAGAAAUGAAUGAUUUCAUGGAAGAUGUGUACAAGGGCCACAAGUGGGAUUUCUCUGAGUGGCAGUCUCGGCUUGCUACGAACACGUCCCACCCAGACGACAACAGUGAGUGGCUGAAAAGGGAGGAGACCAAGAAUUUCCAUGAUCAGUUUGCCCUCAACAAGAAACUUGUGUAUCAAGUGCACAUCUGUGAGAAACAGCUGCGGGAGAGACUAUCUCGUGGACUCAAGAUUGGUGACUGUUCAGUUACCGAGAUCUACUAUAGCUUUCCCCAGCUUCUUGCACAGCAGAUAGAGAAGUUCCAACCUCUCACUGCUCUCUGUGAUCACAUCUCUCGACACUAUGAUCUCAACUUUGAUCCGGAGUGCCGCCGUGUGCACUGGCUGUUGAGCCUGGAGGCAGAGGGUGUUGACCUGUCCACCCUUCCACAGACAAAGGAGGCCCCUCUCUCAUACAUGCCAGAGAAACCAAUCUGCUCCUCCUCCAACUCCCUCCUCCUGGGGGUACCAAAACCCAAGACCUCGCUGCCACAGGAUAUCAGUACGUCCCUGGCAGAUCUAGAUGGUUUCAUGUCAAAUUAUGACAUGGCUGCCCACAUUUCUGCAGGACCAGUUACAGAUCUCGCCCAGUUGACCCCUUAUACCAUUAGGGAUCUUCUCCAGAGCACUUCCACUCAGCUCCCUGGUCUUCUCGCUGGCCCCUGUCAAGAAGGACCCUACAUGGCACCUACAGGGACCCAUCCCCUGACCCCUCUUGAUGAGGACUAUGGAGACUCUGCUUUCAGCAUAAAGGCCACUAAUAUGGUCAAGCCAUGUGCCCACUUCAGAAAGGUGGACAACAGACCCAUAAACCAGGCGCCAGUGUUGGUUGGAAGUGAGUGCCCUCACGUGUUUGAGAACCGCAAGCGGCGUGUGGCGCAUAUCAGCGCUGCCAUCAUGGAGCGAGCCACGCCAGGAGAGGCACAGGAAAUGGCUGCACUCAGGUUGAAGGUUAUGGAGAGCAUACAGGCAAAGAGAGCCAAGAUUGCUGACUGGAUUCAGGAACAGAGUGAACGAGUUCAUAAGCAAGUGGUCAGCGAACUCCAAAAGGAGACAAGCCGUAAACGCAAGGCCAUCAACACGGUCCACUACUUUAAGCAUGCAGAGAAGGUUGCCAAGCUUGUGCCCCUGGUGGGCAAGGUAGUCCAAGACAGUGAGGAGAAACCCAGAGCUUGUGGUGUUAGGGCAGAGACUGCUAAGCUGCCCAGGAUUGUCCUGAAAAUCCACAGGGACAGAAACAACAACUGGGUUUCUAAACAAGGAGAGAGGAACUGUUGAGCGACUACAUGUGCCACAUUCAAUAGAUUCUUUAUUGUUCAUCACUCAAUUUAAUCAGAUUAUUGUAUGCUAAUCUUCAUAAAUAGCUGUUGUAUGCACAAUCAAUGCUUUUAAACAGAAUGUUACAAUUUACAAAACAUGUAUUAUAUGAUUUAAAUUUACAUGUGAACUUUUAAUAUAGAAUUAAGUUAUGCGAUAUUUAUAUGAUAAUAUAUGUUUUAAAAAUAUUUUUAAAAGUUUAUUUGUUUAUUUUUACAUCAUAUUUUUUGUAAAUUUCUAUCAAGUUACAAUUCAAAACCUCAGAAUAAAUAGUUAUGUUUAAAUAUAUA
Dreissena polymorpha is the source of this 1903-nucleotide messenger RNA. RefSeq lists its product as uncharacterized. Bases 177 to 1574 code for a protein of 465 amino acids. NCBI's taxonomy places the organism in Eukaryota, Metazoa, Mollusca, Bivalvia, Myida, Dreissenidae. The transcript is spliced from 10 exons. The record is from RefSeq and is a predicted model, not a curated record.